Molecule: messenger RNA, 925 nt
Organism: Phoenix dactylifera (date palm)
Lineage: Eukaryota; Viridiplantae; Streptophyta; Magnoliopsida; Arecales; Arecaceae
Source: RefSeq, a predicted model, not a curated record
CCCACCAAAGAGUGAGGAGCAAGUGCUCCAUGGAAGACAAGGAGAAGAAGAAGCAACAGAAGAAGCAUACGCACCUCCAUCAACAGCAGCAGACCAAGAACAAAUCCAAAUCCACCACGGACCCUCACUUCAAGCCGAGCUCCGACGUGAAAGGCAUCCGAUUCGGUGGCCAAUUCAUCGUCAGAUCCUUCACCGUCCGCCGCGCCGCCCCGUUCGAGCUGCUAGGCCUUCUUGACAUCUCCAAUUCCCAGCAGAGCCGGAGCCAUGGCCGUGGCCUCCCUUUCCCUUCCACCAUCACCUACUUGCCUACCAACUUCACCAUCUUAGCACACCAUGCAUGGCACACCCUCACGCUCGGACUCGGCACCAAGAAGUCCAAGGUCCUGCUCUUCGUCUUCGAGACCGAGGACAUGAAGUUGGCCAUGGACCGUCUCUGGCCACCACUGAUCCCGUUAGGGGAGGUGAACCGGAAGCUCAUACGGGGGCUCGCCGGGUGCGAGAUGGCGAGGUUCAAGUUCAGGAAAGGAUGCCUCACCUUCUACCUUUACGCAGUGCGGCGGCUCGGCAUGGCCGGGUUCCCUCGGACAGAUGAUCUAAGAACCAUUCUGGAGUCCGUUGUGGAGCUCAGCGAUUUCCUGGAUCACACGGCUAUGCUCGCGUUGCCAAGCCAGAGGAGCAUUUCUUUCUCGCCACCCGUCGCCAUGGCGCACUGAGAUAUUCCCCAUUUUGUCUGAAUCCGAGCAUUUCGGGAUUGUUAUACUCUCCACUCUCUCCUUAAUUGUUUCUUCUACAUCUCUUUGUUCUUUUUCUCACUCAGUGUGAGAUGGUAUGUCUUCAUUACAGAGUGUGAACUGGAUUAUGUUGAAUGAUGCUUAGAAAACAACUGUAUCUCCUCGAUUAUAAAAUUUCGAACCAUGUUACCUAA